AUGUUUCAGCUGCAGCAUAACUUCUGCCUGUGUGUAACUGUUCUUGCUGCCUUCCUGGGAGACAUUGCCUUGGAUGAGGAGGACCUGCGUAUGUUUAAGAUUUACUUGUAGGACCAUCGAGACCUUCAACAAUACAGAUGCUGGUACAGUAUGGGAGCCGUGCUGGACAUGGAGGAUCCAACAUUGGGGUCAAUUUAGGGUGUUUUCACAUGACUGCCAUCUCCGUUGCAAAUCCAUGCAUGAAUUUGAGAUGAGGGGUUACAUUAGUUCUCUGAAUUGAGUUGAAAUUGAUUGAAUGUCCUCAAAACUGCAUGGACCACAUAUCUGUUUGCAUGUGUCUGCUCCAGUGAAUGGUUCGUCGUCCAGUGAGAGCAGUAGGAAUGACACGUCGCCAGACAGUCAGGCCCAGGGCUCCCUUCGCAGGAGGAGGGCAGCUACCUCCAGACCAGACGGCGUCAUUCCAUACGUGAUCAGUGGGAAUUUCAUUGGUGAGUUCUGACUUUGAAGGACAACCCUCCCUUUUAGGCAGCCAACAAGCAAAAUUCCUUCAGGCCAUGCGUCACUGGGACCUUCACUGAAAGGACAACGGAGGAGAGCUACCAGCAGGAAAGCUCAAUGCACCUACUGUACUACUUAGAAGUCCCUUAUGCCCACCUGCUGGUAAAUUACAGCUCCCUACUGUUCACAGCAGAACAUUGCCAGUUGCUUCAGAGUUAUGUCCCUUGACAGAAAAUAGAUGGUAAUGCACUUCAGGCAGGAACGCUUCACUGUCAUUUUAGCCUUUUGUCUUAGGCUCCUGUGGUUUCAAACCUGAUGAUUCGCUCCAUGAGCAGCAGCUCUUCAUGCCUCUCCAUUGCUCUUCAACUUUUUCACAAUAUCUGCCAUUCAGACAGGGUUCAUGCUGCACACUGCAUGACCAAUUGUUCUUUAUUCUCUCAGAUUCUUUGCUUAAGAUUUUGAUAAAGACUGGGAACAAUGGGGCCCGGAGACUGUCUGGUUGAGCAGUAAUGCUCUUGUCCUCGGAACCACAUACGGAAGCCGGUUCGAUCCCCGCAUCCAUCCUUCUGUUUCUCUUCUCCUGUCAUUUCACAAAUAAAUACAAAUAUAAAAGGAGUUUGAAAUCUGUUCUCCUUUAAAAAAGAAAGAAAGAAAAGACUGGGAACAAAGCUGUGAGGUAGUUAUUCUAUAAAGGGAUUUGAUUGUAAACAGUUUACUGUAAGUGUGUUUUUGCCUGCAUGUGUCUGUGUUAUUGUCAGAAUUCAUGGCAAAAAAAGAAAACCGGGAACAUUGCCCCAGAGCAAAGUAUUUAUUCAUUUUCUAAAUCUGGGCUUUCAUGUGUGACUGACCACAGAGCUGGAGCUCUCCAGUUGCAGAGUUUGACCAUACUGAGUUAUUGAAGUGUGUGCAGUAAACAGUCAAUUCCAUUUUCAUUCUGUCAAUUCAGGGGACAAAUUAAAGUCAACUUAUAAAAGAAAAAAAAAUGAGUAGAACUCAAUGACAAUGGAUAGUUUUUCAAUUCAUUCGAUUCAAUAAUGUAAUAUCAAGUUAUUCCGUGUGCUGAAUUGACUGAAAUAAAUGUGAAUCAACCACAGUCCUGCAAGUGGGCAUAUCCCCCUGAAAGACUGUGUCUCCCUCUACAGGUGUUGCUCCUACGUGGGCAGGAGGGUAGGGGGUCCCCAGGCCAUCUCAAUAGGAAAGUUUGGGAUCGUUGUGCAUGAGCUGGGUCAUUCGAUCGGCUUCUGGCACGAGCAUGCACGUCCCGACCGCGAUGAACAUGUCAGUAUUAUCAGAGACAACAUCCAGCCAGGUAAGUCUGACUGUCUGCCUGUUUCUCGCAGAUCAUUUUGAGCCUUACCUCCAUGGACCUCUACAGGAGCCACUUGUGCUGGUAUGACCAUGUGGAGGUCCGAGACAUGUUCUGGAGAAAAGCCCUGUUGAAAGGUCUUUACAUGGAAGAAGAUUUAGAGUGGAACCCAUCCAUUGAGAACUCUCUAGAGAGGCCUGCUCUCUACAUCUGUCAAUAACUCUGUUUGUUUAGUCACAUAUUUGAUAAAACUGGAUUUUAGUCUGUCAGGUCAAAUCUUGAUUCUUCCCAUUUGUCCCAGGACAAGAGAAUAACUUCCUGAAGAUGGAGCCAGGGGAGGUGGACUCUCUUGGGGAAGUGUACGACUUUGACAGCAUCAUGCAUUAUGCACGGAACACCUUUUCCAGGUUGGUACAAAGAACUGAUUCUUCAUAA
Messenger RNA from Coregonus sp. 'balchen', 2239 nucleotides. The record is from the annotation of a GenBank genome assembly. NCBI's taxonomy places the organism in Eukaryota, Metazoa, Chordata, Actinopteri, Salmoniformes, Salmonidae.